UAAAAUUUAUAUUUAUGUGUUUUAAAAAAAGGUUUAGAUUAAUAUGGCAUCUAGAAUGGCUGUUGGAGCUGAGAGAAGGAAAAUAAUUGGAUUGGUUGAUGCUUGUCAGGGUGAAGAUGAUACACCCAUUGACCAGUCAUUGCAGAAAUGGGAUGUGCAAAUAAAUCCCAGUUUGAUACCAAGGCAAAGAAUGCUUGUUGAUGGAAAUAUUUGGGAACAGUCUUGGGAAGGGAACUGGUUUCCAAUUCAGAAUCUACCAAAAGAAUUGGAAAAGACUCAGGAUGAUUGGCCUCCUGUUGUUCCUUUUAGGGACGAUCACGAGCAGAUCUCCAAUAUGUACCAGGACGAAUGGCCGCCGAUCAAUGACCCGUCUCCUUAUGAAAACGACGGUUUUGGCUCUUUAUGGGGUCCUUGGAACUCUGGGUUCUCUAGGAGAGAAGAUGCACAAGAAAGAGUGAACAGGUUGAAGGAGGACCAGGAUAAAGGAGAUGAAACCUCUGCUGAAAUCCCUGCUAUGGAUAAGCAGGACGAGCUCAAGAACAAGACUGAAGUUGGGAGCAGAAUUAGCAACCUAGUUGGAGAGAUUAUUGCCUGCACAAACCAACCAUUGAAUGUUAUCCUUGAUUUAAUGAUUCUUCAUCUGCAUGGAAUAAAAUUUAUCUCCGGACUCCCUUAUCUACUCUUCAACAUUCUACCUGAACCAUGUUCAACUCCUCGGAUAGACGAGAGUCGGGACUCUGGCUCAUCUCAGUCAUACAUGGAGUCGGAGCAGUCCUUGGUAAAACCAUCUCAACAGUUUCAGGUGGCAGCCUUUGAUGGGAGAGAACCGGGAAGUCUUGGAACAACAACAACCUCUCCGGAGACAACAAGAUGGUCUUCUCUGUGGUACCCCCCAACUUCUCCAACCUUGUAUGAUGUUAGCAUAAACCUGGAGCAGAAUGUGUCCAGAGGUAAUCUGUCCCAGUCCGAUGAGUCCAAGGACGGAAAGGCCGAUGAUGUAUACCAGAAGAUGAGGAGGGAAGGAAAAGUUUCCAAGAGAUCUCGACUGAAUCCAGGAAAAUAUGGUUACUGCAGGCCUGAUCCCAGGGGUAGGUUUGUUACUGAUAGCGGAGUGAUCAAUAAAUUUAUAUCUAAACCUUCCAAUCCUUACACUCUUCAACAGGCAACCUCCAGAAAUCUAGCUCAGUUCGGCGCUGCACCUUGCACAUAUAUCUAUGAUUAAUUAAUUUAAUAUUGUUUUUAAUCUUUAUAUACGUUCUAAUUUUUUUUAUUUGUCCAAAACAUUUGAAAUAUUAGUUUAAAUUAGUUUAUUUUACCUGACUUAAAUUGUUCUCAAUGAAAUCCUUAAAUUUUGACUUUUGGAAAAAUCUAAAAAUUUUACUAUGAUACUGUUUAUUAGAUGAUAUUGUUUCACAAUUGA
Molecule: messenger RNA, 1420 nt
Organism: Eurytemora carolleeae
Lineage: Eukaryota; Metazoa; Arthropoda; Copepoda; Calanoida; Temoridae
Exons: 5
Coding region: 44-1222 (392 amino acids)
Source: RefSeq, a predicted model, not a curated record